GUGACAAAGCAGAACAACUUUCUGCUAUUUCCUCCACCCCUGUGUCAACGUGUGAGACAGAUGCCAGUAUUUGAAUGCAUUCAAAAUGCUUGGGUGCAAAUGGUGGUGGUUGGGGAUAGUCCUAAUUCCUUAGAAGGGGUUCCAGGUGUUAUCUUUCUGUCUAUCAUCCCAUUCUCUGCUGCUGUCAUGUUUCAUUUCCUCAAGGAGAAGCCACUCUAAAGCUCUCUCUAGGGAGAUAGGCAGUGUUGGGCCGGAGCUCACAACCUUGUUCCAGGCGUGAUGAGUUUUGAAUCCUACAAAACUUCCACAAAUGAUUUACUGUAUGGAAAUACUAUAGUGCAGAGGUGUGGAAGUUAAUUUUCCAAUAUGCUGUUUUAGGUUUCUCCCUCACUGUGAGACCAUUUGGAGGUGGAUUGUCCCUGUGGACUUGCAUAACAUUCUGUUGAUAUUGAUGGUGAAUGGAUGUAAAUCUCCCUCCAGGUCCAGGUGUUAACAUAGAGGGUGAGUAUGACAGCCGUGACUUCCUUUUUCUGGCCACGGAAAGGUGACUGGAAGGCAUCUGAAAGAGCCUUGUUUCCAACACUGAUGUCGCUCACAACCAAAGAGAUCGUGCAGAUUUGGGAUCAGGUGUCUCUUGACGUUCAGCGGCAGUUGGCACUGAGCAAGAGCAUUGAAAUAGUUGGACUGGGGACUUUUGCUGUUCAUACGCAAGAGCUACGCAGAGGAAGGAAUGAUUGCUUGCUCAUUCGCAGACCUGUAUUUCAAAUGUCCAAUAUUAUCAGAAGAAUUUUUGAUCUUAACUAUGCUAAAAGAAUUAUGCCUGGUUCUACACUAGCUGUCCCAUUGGACUAUGCCGCAAUUGCCCUAGAGACAUCUCAUUCCCUGGAUACUGUGGAGAACUGUGUAAAUGAGACUGUGAUGUAUCUCUCUCGCUGUAUCUCAAACGGACUGAAUGUUGACUUUGUUCUCAGGGAUAUGGGUGUUCUUCUUAUCAGGCAAAAGAAAGUCAAAAUGAGGUUUUAUGAAAACUUUCUUCUCAGCCUGGAUGCAGCAGGAAACUUGAAGGAAAUUAUUACCAGUAGGAAGAAAGGGACGAUGAACUGGGUCAUUUCCCAGGGAGAAACUGGAGUUUCUGAUGUCUGUACAGAGCCUGACAUCCUGUUUCCCAGCCUGAAGUUUAAGACCGAACAUGGAAAAUUCCUCCUUGAAUCCCUCCGUGAAAGACCUACCAAAACCUUGCAGGAGAAGAAGACAAAAUAAUGUGUUUAAGGAAAAGAUUAACAGAAAAGGUAAUGUCAGAGCAGAUUCCUGGUAGCGCUCAGUGUGUUCUCCCUGUGAAGUAACGCUGCUUCUCCAAGAGACUCUGUCAGGUCCUGGCAUCUCCCAACCAACCUUUCACAAAAGGGAAACAAUGAAGCAAUGGAAAAAAAAAAAAAAACAA
Molecule: messenger RNA, 1441 nt
Organism: Gallus gallus (chicken)
Lineage: Eukaryota; Metazoa; Chordata; Aves; Galliformes; Phasianidae
Gene: CCDC81
Product: coiled-coil domain containing 81
Exons: 7
Coding region: 508-1260 (250 amino acids)
Cellular component (GO): centrosome
Molecular function (GO): DNA binding
Source: RefSeq, a predicted model, not a curated record